GUUUUCAAACAAUAUCAGAGGUUCAGUCUACAUUAGUCUGCAACCAAACGCCACAGCCCAUAAUACUGGUUCCUUGAUUUCUAUUCUACUUCUCCACACGGGGGCUUAAUCCUUGCUCACAUGCCCUGUUCCUUCAUUUCUUGUUUCUUCCUUCUGAUUCAAUCCGGUGGGGGAAAGCUUUCAGCUUGAUUUCGGGCGUGGUAGUUCGGCUCAGCUGGGAAAAGAGGUUCAGCCUCUGCGGGAGUCUUUUGGGUCAAUUGGGGUCGCUGCAAGAAUGGAGAAGAGCUGCAAAAUCGGUAGAUUGAAGGAUCGUGGUGGGGUUCUGCUGUUGAUGCUCAUCUUUGUGAUGGCUCAUCAGAAUCCGAGCUCGUGUUGGUGUCUGAAUGAAGAAGGUUUGGCUCUCUUGAGGCUGAGGGACAGGAUAGAGAGUGACCCUUUUGGAGCUUUGAGAGGUUGGCAUGAAUAUGAUGGAGAAAUUGAUCCAUGCUCAUGGCUCGGGGUGGAGUGCUCUGACGGAAAAGUUGUUGUCCUCAACUUGAAAGAUCUCUGUCUUGGAGGAACUCUGGCACCGGAGAUUGGGAACCUCGCUCAUAUUAAGUCCAUUAUCUUACGCAACAAUACUUUCUCUGGGUCCAUUCCUGAAGAGAUCGGAGAGCUCAAGGAGCUGGAGGUGUUGGAUCUAGGAUACAAUAAUUUCAGUGGGCCACUGCCCUAUAAGCUUGGGAAUAAUCUCUCUCUAGCAAUCCUCUUACUUGACAACAAUGGGCUACUAACUGCACUGUCACCUGAAGUCUACGAGUUCAAGAUUAUUUCCGAAGCUCAAGUUGAUGAGAGCCUGUUAUCUGCUUCUCUAGAAAGGAAUGCAGAUGAUAUUCAAGGUCAGCAUUUCAUUCAUGAGAGAGCGCUUUCUGGGACAUCCCCUCAUAGUUCCACUUCACCAGACAAAUCAGCAAACCACACCAGUUCUCCACGAAAUCGUGAGCAAAAGCCGCCAGUAGCGUCCGCGUCCGCGUCCGCGUCCCCGUCCCCAUCCCCAUCCCCAUCCCCAUCCCCAUCCCCAUCCCCAUCCCCAUCCCCAGCCCCAGCCCCAGCCCUGGCCUCAUCCCCUCCGCCAUCUCAGGCCCCUAAAGCGAAAACAGUGCUGCUCAUCGGUGCCUCUGUUGGGGGAUCUGCGUUAUUGUUCUUGAUCAUACUUGGCAUAUACUUCUACAGGCGGGACAAAGGUACCAUGGUCAAACCUUGGGCCACAGGCUUAAGCGGACAGCUCCAGAAAGCAUUUGUAGCAGGUGUCCCGAAGUUGAAGAGAUUGGAGCUCGAAAUAGCAUGCGAAGACUUCAGCAACGUGGUCGGGACUUCCUCAAUGGGCACAAUAUACAAAGGGACUUUGUCCAGCGGGGUCGAAAUAGCUGUGGCCUCUGUUGCAGCCAAAUCUGCCAAUGAUUGGUCAAAAAACCUCGAAGCACAGUUCAGAAAGAAGAUCGAUGUGCUAUCAAAAGUGAAUCACAAGAACUUCGUGAACCUGAUUGGGUAUUGCCAGGAGCAGGAGCCAUUUACUAGGAUGAUGGUUUUUGAAUACGCUCCAAAUGGAACACUCUUUGAGCAUUUACACAUAAAAGAAGCAGAGCACGUAGACUGGGGUACGCGAGUAAGAAUCGCGAUGGGAAUGGCCUAUUGCCUUGAAUAUAUGCACCAACUCAGCCCGCCUAUCCCCCAUAAAAACUUAACUUCCUCAGCGGUUGCUCUCACAGAAGAUUAUGCAGCAAAGAUCUGCGACUUCAACUUCUGGAACCAAAUGGCUGCUUCUGAGAUUGAAUCCUUUGGUAUAGAGCUUGUCGAGAACUCUUCGGCAGGACCGCAGAGAAAUGUCUACGCCUUCGGGGUUAUCCUGUUUGAGAUGGUCACAGGUAGACUCCCUUACUCCGUAGAUAACGGAUCAAUCGAAGAUUGGGCCUCAGACUACGUGAGAGGGGACAGGCCUCUUGCAGAAAUGGUGGACCCAACUCUGAGAUCUUUCGAUGUGGACCAAGUAGGGAAGAUCAGCGAAAUCAUAAGAUCUUGUGUCCACCCCGACCCAAAACAUAGACCAUCCAUGAGAGAGGUCUCUUUGAGAUUGCGAGACGUAACGGGGAUUCCACCUGACGGGGCAAUCCCGAAAAUAUCCCCUCUCUGGUGGGCGGAACUUGAGAUCCUCCCCACCGACGGGACCUAAAUUAUUUAUAGGGGCGUGUAUAAUGUAAGCAUGACUUCAAAUUUUCCGCUUAAUAUGUUUUGUCGGUUUCUUUAGCUUGCACGGGGGUAGGAUGUGAAACUAGUCGCCCCUGACGUUAUUAUUAUGCCCGUCUGUUUGUAAAGUGCAUGAAGGUGUCGAAGCCUUUGUAUAUACAACGUAGGCAAAGGUCAGGUUAGACUUGUUCUGUUCGGUUUCUUCCUUGGGAACGGUCUCUCUCGAAGCAUAUCAGAAAGUAAAAAUGAUCUCGACCAGUCUGGAGUCACAACUCA
This is a messenger RNA of Punica granatum (pomegranate), 2499 nucleotides long. The record is from RefSeq and is a predicted model, not a curated record. NCBI's taxonomy places the organism in Eukaryota, Viridiplantae, Streptophyta, Magnoliopsida, Myrtales, Lythraceae.